AUGCACACUUCCACCAAGAAGCCCUGGAUCGAAACUCCACUAAUUGAAUCGGCCACCCUCUCCAAGCAAGCAGGAUGCCACGUAUUCCUCAAACUAGAGCUUCUCCAACCCUCCGGCUCCUUCAAAUCCCGAGGAAUCGGCAACCUAAUCCUCUCUGAACUCAAAAACAAUGCCAACAAGGCCAAGAGCGUACAUUUCUAUAGCUCGUCCGGCGGCAACGCCGGUCUAGCCGCCGUCCACGCAGCCCGCGAUCUAGGCUGCGCUUGCACCGUGAUCGUCCCGCACAGCACGAAGCCGCUAAUGAUAGCCAAGCUCCGGGAUGCCGGGGCGACAGAGGUGAUUCAGCACGGGGAGAGCUGGUUUGACGCUGAUUCGUAUUUGCGACGGGAGUUUAUUGAGAAUCAAGCCCAGGCCCAGGUCCAGAGUGCGGCUGGUUCUAGGGCUGGGGCUGGUUUGGCGGAGAGUGUGAAUGUGUAUGUUCCCCCGUUCGAUCACCCGUUGAUUUGGGAGGGUGCUGGGGGUAUGAUUGGUGAGAUGGCGAGGCAAUUGCCUCCUAGAGAGGAUGGUGAGCAGAGCGGGUUUCCGGCGGAUGUGGUUGUGUGCAGUGUUGGGGGUGGUGGGUUGUUUAAUGGGAUGAUUGAUGGGUUGGAGAAGUACAUCAAGUCUUCUUCUUCUUCGUCGACUUCCACUACAGAUACCUCUCCAGCAAAGAACGUGCGUGUUCUCGCGGUGGAAACCCGCGGCGCAGACUCCUUGGCGCAUGCGCUUCGGCAAGGCAAACUUUCUUCUCUAUCUGCCAUCGAGUCCCGGGCUACUUCGCUAGGCGCAUUGUGCGUCGCGGAAAAGACUCUCGCAAAUGCUGUAUCCCCACCGGCGGGCAUUGAAGUCACCAGCGUUGUGGGCUCAGACGCCGAGGCUGCGAGGGGUGUCGUGCGAUUGGCGGAUGAGACUCGGUUGCAGGUGGAGUUGGCGUGUGGUAUUAGCUUGGAGGUUGCGGUUGGCGAACGGUUGAAGGAAUUGAUUCCCGAUUUGAGGCCGGAGACGAAGGUGGUGGUUGUUGUUUGUGGGGGGAGUAAUAUCACGGCGGAGAUGAUUGCGGAGUAUAGAUUGAAGUUGCAGGAUGGGUGGGUUUGA
Penicillium daleae is the source of this 1134-nucleotide messenger RNA. Its product is annotated as putative L-serine dehydratase. Lineage: Eukaryota; Fungi; Ascomycota; Eurotiomycetes; Eurotiales; Aspergillaceae. The record is from RefSeq and is a predicted model, not a curated record. Bases 1 to 1134 code for a protein of 377 amino acids. Gene Ontology annotation, molecular function: L-serine ammonia-lyase activity; pyridoxal phosphate binding; threonine deaminase activity. The transcript has 3 exons. Gene Ontology annotation, biological process: L-serine catabolic process; L-threonine catabolic process.